GUGCUUUAAUCGUAUUUCCUCUCACGCAGGAAGCGGUUUUGGUUGGCCAUCUUGAUUUUUCCGGGACCAUGUGGAUUUGUAAACAUUAGCCACUCAUCUGCAGCUAACGCCGCUUCCAUGCUUGUUUUUAACAGAUAUUGAUUGGUAUCAGGCGUUUUCUGGUGUAGUAUUAUAUUACAGUUCUAUGUUUUUUUAUAUGUCGUUUUUUUUUUUAAAUUUUGUACAUCUAGCUUGCCGCGCGCCCUUUCGCUAGUCUUAACCCUGCAUGCAGCUGCUGUGUGUUACUUAUUCCGUUCUGAGUGAGUGACAGAGUAUCACUGGCAGAUUACCUGAUGGACUCUCAUGAUCCUCUGAUGUUGCUGGCCGUGGAUCCCUCGGACCGAGGCUCGCAGAGGUGCAGGCUGGGUCCGGGGUUGAUGUCGGCGCUGGGUCUGAGUUUGGGCUCCCCGCUGUUGGUGCAUGUUCCCGGGGGGAGCUGCCUGUGCACCGCAUGGCCCCGCUCCGACUUGGCAGAAGGAUUUCUGCAGAUGGACCGCAAAUGUUUCACUCCUGGUUUGAUGAUCUUUCCUCUUCCUCCGCGCUUGAACAUCGAAGCAGCUCAGCUCACACCUCUGCCCUGCCCCAAACUUCGAGGCGUUAAAGUGACCGUGGUUGUUCAGACUGUGGGGUUUAAGAAGCACACCAACCUUCACAUCGUUCACGAGCUUGUAAAGGACAUGCUGAAGGGAGUCACUGUCCACAAAGACUUCGUGAUAAGCCUGGAACAUUUCGAUAUAGACAUCAAAUAUGCUGUAGUAGACGGCAUAAAUCCAGAUUCUGCAACCGCAGGAAUGAUCACCCCAAAGACCAGUGUGGAGAUCUCCAACAUCCAGACUGUCAGGCAUUUCAGGAGUCAGCUGCAGGACCAGCAGACCAUCCCACUGGGAGGAUUGGAAGAGGUGACUGCAUCCCUGAAGGAGAUGCUGCAGCUGCCACUGCUCUAUCCAAGAAUCCUGAGCUCAGUUGGGGUGACCUGUCCCAGAGGCAUGCUGCUGGUGGGGCCUCCUGGGGUGGGCAAGACUCAGUUAGUGCAGAAGGUUGCAGGAGAAGUGGGAGCCAGUCUGGUUCCGGUCAGAGGCCCAGAGUUGGUGGGUUCCCGACCCGGCGAGAGCGAGGCGGCGCUGAGAGCCGUGUUUGAGCGUGCUCGCUCCGCAGCAGAGGACGGCCCCUGCGUUCUGUUUCUGGAUGAGCUGGACUCACUGUUUCCCAGGAGAACUGCCUCGUCGGCGCCGGAGAACCGGCUGGUGGCUCAGCUUCUCACCCUCAUGGACGGAAUAGAUCAGUCUGACCGCUUCCUGGUCGUUGGAGCCACAAACAGACCAGACAGUUUAGACCCAGCGCUGCGCCGGCCCGGAAGGUUUGACAAAGAGGUCGUCAUCGGUGUUCCCACCUUGACUCAGAGGUUGGCCAUCCUAAAGGUUUUGUUUGAGAAGAUUCCUGUGUGCCCCACUGUGAACCUGGCUGAGCUCGCACAAAGAACGACUGGAUACGUCGGAGCCGACCUGAACGCGCUGUGCAGGGAGGCAAUCAUGCACGCUGUGAGAGAAAACGCAAAGGGUUCAGCAGAGCAGAAGGUGGUCAUGCGGCACUUCGAGGAGGCCCUGAAGGUCGUGAGUCCUUCCUGCCUGCGCAGCAGUCUAGGCAGGACAGAUCUCCCUCGGGUGCUUUGGGAGCACAUAGGAGGCCUGGAUGAAGUCAAACUCAAACUAAAACAGAGUAUUGAGUGGCCAAUGAAACACCCUGAGGCGUUUGUUCGUCUGGGUCUGUCACGGCCCCGGGGUGUGUUGCUAUUCGGACCCCCGGGGUGUGCAAAGACCACCCUGGUUAAAGCUGCAGCCACCUCAUCCAGCUGUGCUUUCCUGUCGGUCAGCAGUGCUGACCUCUACUCUUCUUACGUCGGCGACUCAGAGGCGGCCUUAGCUCAGCUGUUUCGCCAGGCCCGCGCCUGUGCUCCCAGCAUCCUGUUCCUCGACGAGAUCGACUCUCUGAUUGGCUCCCGGUCCACCAACGAGACACAGAACAGCGAGCAGACGCGUCUCCUGUCCGUGCUGCUGAAUGAGAUGGACGGGAUCGGUGUAAAAACAACCGAGAGGAGGGGGGCAGAGAAGACUCUGCAGGCAGAGGGAAUGACCAAGAGUGGAGCACAGGAAGAGUUGGAGUGGGAGGAAGUGUGCAACAAAGACGUGAUGGUUGUAGCUGCGACCAACAGACCAGACUGCUUAGACAGCGCCCUCCUCAGACCAGGAAGAAUGGACCAUAUUAUUUAUGUGCCGCCGCCCGAUCAACAGGCACGGUUGUCCAUUUUGAGGGUGUGCACAAAGCGGAUGCCCAUCUGUGCAGAUGUGAGUCUGGAGGAGCUGGCGGAUAAGACUGAGCUUUACUCUGGAGCAGACCUGGAAAAUCUGUGUAAAGAGGCUGCUCUUUUGGCGCUACUGGAGGAAAACAUGAAGGCUUCAACGAUCAAACGUGCACAUUUUCUGGAUUCACUCAGCAAUAUGAGGCCUUCACUCACUGCCCAGCAGAUCCAAGCAUAUCUAACAACCCCCAGAUAACAUUACCCUCUUCAGUCAUGGAUGUGAUACUUAUAGGUUUCAAAUAAAUAUUGAAAAACUCUG
Oryzias latipes (Japanese medaka) is the source of this 2654-nucleotide messenger RNA. It is a transcript of the gene afg2b, whose product is annotated as AAA ATPase AFG2B. Gene Ontology annotation, molecular function: ATP binding; ATP hydrolysis activity; polyubiquitin modification-dependent protein binding. The record is from RefSeq and is a predicted model, not a curated record. NCBI's taxonomy places the organism in Eukaryota, Metazoa, Chordata, Actinopteri, Beloniformes, Adrianichthyidae. Gene Ontology annotation, cellular component: VCP-NPL4-UFD1 AAA ATPase complex; cytosol; nucleus. Gene Ontology annotation, biological process: autophagosome maturation; mitotic spindle disassembly; retrograde protein transport, ER to cytosol.